Haemorhous mexicanus (house finch) is the source of this 1951-nucleotide messenger RNA. RefSeq names its product granulocyte-macrophage colony-stimulating factor receptor subunit alpha-like. NCBI's taxonomy places the organism in Eukaryota, Metazoa, Chordata, Aves, Passeriformes, Fringillidae. Gene Ontology annotation, biological process: cytokine-mediated signaling pathway; immunoglobulin mediated immune response. The coding region runs from base 134 to 1381 and encodes 415 amino acids. The record is from RefSeq and is a predicted model, not a curated record. The transcript is spliced from 12 exons. Gene Ontology annotation, molecular function: cytokine receptor activity; protein binding. Gene Ontology annotation, cellular component: membrane; external side of plasma membrane.
AACUUGCAGCAUUUGUUACUUAAUAUUGUCACGCAGUAAAACGAAGCUAACUGGCAGAGCAAAACAUUUCCAGAUUUCUGCAUGUGACAACAACUACACGUUAAAACGUCCUUGUUAAAAUCAAACAAGAUAAAUGAAGAGAGUUUUUCAAGAGGAGGUUUCAUUAUCUCUUUCCAGAGAAGGAAAUAUGUUUGAUACUCUUGGACUCAUUUGUAUGAUUUCGUGGUAUAUGAUGCUAUUUCAUCCCUUGCAUGCUGAUAUCCAGUGUAUGGAGUCAGACAGACAGGAAUCACCUAUUACAAAUGUGAAUGCAGACUGGAGAAAAAUGGAACUCUCCUGGGAGAGCAGCAGGAAUUUCUCUGAGUACAAAUGUAUCAUCAUGGACAGAGGCAUGGAAUAUAUAGACACAGAGGUGGAUAGUCCACUAUGCAGCUUUCCAGUGGAACUAUACAUGCCUCUGCACAAAGGGGUAACCUUUAUCAUUGAAGUGCCAAACACAAACAUCUCAAAACAAUGCAGCUUUCUCCCUGGAGGCAUGAAGGGGUCGGCCAUUGAAAACUUCUCCUGUGUGAUUUAUAACAUCUUCCUCAUGAACUGCACUUGGCAGGCAGGAAGGGAUGCUCCAGCAGACACACAGUAUUUUCUCUAUUGGCAGAAUUCAAUAGAUGAAGAGGAGAUGGAAUGUGAGCUUUACAUUAAAGAUGAAAAUUGCAGAAAUGUGGGAUGCAUCUUCCAAAAUGUGAGCAUAGGGAUGGAAAAGGCUUAUUUCCUGGUGAAUGGGUCUAGCAAAGACUCCCUGAUCCAGUUCUAUGAUGAGUACAUUGACCUGUAUAAAAUUGAAAUACUCACUGCUCCAUUAAAUGUCACUGCCCAUUGUACCAGAGAUAUUAUGGGUUGCAUAAUUACGUGGCAUCCACCCCUUACAAGUCAUGUGGAAAACACAAAAUGUUUUCAGUAUGAAAUUAGCAUACAAAAUAAGGAUGAGCCCAAAGAAGAGAAAAAGCUUCCUCGUGUAAGGAAUGACAGAUAUGAAUUCCAAAAUUACAAUGAGAAAAAAAGAUACACUCUGAAAAUCAGAGCACGUGGGAAAAACUGUCUCGUAAGCUCAAAUUGGGGGGAAUGGAGUGAACCCAUUGAGUUUGGUCAAGGGAAAGAUUACUUUAUUUUUGUGAUUUUAUUUCUGAUUGCACUUGGAACAAUCACAAUCACACUUCUCCUGUAUUGUCUUUUCAAAAGGUACUGCAGUUUCAAGAACCUAUUUCCUCCCAUACCACAACCGAGAGACAAAUUCAAUGCAUUAACUGAUGAAGAUAUCCAGACAGAAUAUUUAAGUCUACCAAUAAAAAGUCAUACUGAGAAAAUAACUACAAUUGAAGAAUGAUCCAACUUUCCAAAAACACACCCGAUUCCCCAACAUGAAAGAAAAUUGUGGAUCCUGCUGACAAGUACUUCAAACCAGCCUAUAAAAGAAUGUAAUCACCUAUAGAACUGUUUGUCCCUUUAAAAUCCACUUAAAAUGGAGCAGAUGAAAAAAGGGAGAAAAAUCACCAAAAUUUGAUCUUUUCCCUUUGUUCAAACCCACAAUGCCUGGCAACUAAGCUUUUCUGCAAGCAGCUACUUUGAAGAAGUACUUAAACCUUGCUAAGAGGUUCUUCACAAUGUGAGACAAACCUUCUUAACCAGAAUACAGCUGUUACUUCUUGUCGUCAUUGCUAUGAAGCUUCUUUCCUCUCAUUACAAUGAUUUCCUGUAGGCUGACAGCCUUGCUGUAUAAUGUCACAGCAAUUUUAUUGUAACUUUUAUAUGGCCAGUUAUUUUCUGAAGCGCAAACCAGCUAUUUAGAAUGUGUUUAAAUUUGGUCUUCCAUCAGUACCACCACACUACCCCAAUAUGUGCAAUUAACAUUAUGCAAGACAAGAACGGAAAAUAAAAUUAUAUUUGUCAAAUAUAA